Molecule: messenger RNA, 1770 nt
Organism: Sorex araneus (European shrew)
Lineage: Eukaryota; Metazoa; Chordata; Mammalia; Eulipotyphla; Soricidae
Gene: MRPL15
Product: mitochondrial ribosomal protein L15
Exons: 5
Coding region: 74-964 (296 amino acids)
Biological process (GO): translation
Cellular component (GO): mitochondrial large ribosomal subunit
Molecular function (GO): structural constituent of ribosome
Source: RefSeq, a predicted model, not a curated record
GACAGGGGCGGGGCCUCGGCCGUCAAACGCGGCCCAGUCACGUGGGUGCCCUUGCAGGGCACCGGGGCGCAGCAUGGCUGGGUACCUGCGCGGCGGCGGCCCCGGGGCCCUGGACCUGCUCCGGGCACUGCCCCGCGUCAGCCUCGCCAACCUAAAGCCGAACCCAGGCUCCCGGAAACCGGCCCGGCGCCCCCGUGGGCGGAGGAGAGGCCGCAAGUGUGGCCGCGGCCAUAAGGGGGAGCGGCAGAGGGGCACCCGGCCCCGGCUGGGCUUUGAGGGGGGACAGACGCCCUUCUACAUCCGGAUCCCCAAGUACGGCUUUAACGAAGGCCACAGCUUCCGCCGCCAGUACCAGCCCUUGAGCCUGGGCCGGCUGCAGUACCUCAUCGACCUGGGCCGCGUCGACCCCUCUCAGCCUAUCGACCUGACCCAGCUGGUGAACGGCAGAGGCGUCACCGUCCAGCCCUCCAAGCGGGACUACGGCGUCCAGCUGGUAGAGGAGGGCGCGGACACCUUCAAGGCCAAGGUCAACAUCGAGGUGCAGUUGGCUUCGGAGCUCGCCAUUGCCGCGGUGGAGAAGAACGGGGGCGUCAUCACCACGGCCUUCUACGACCCCCGGAGUCUGGAGAUCCUGUGCAAGCCCGUGCCCUUCUUCCUGCGCGGGCAGCCCAUCCCCAAGCGGAUGCUGCCCCCCGAGGCCCUGGUCCCCUACUACACCGACGCCAGGCACCGGGGCUACCUGGCCGACCCCGCGGGCUUCCCCGAGGCCCGGCUGGAGCUGGCGCGGAAGUACGGCUACGUGCUCCCAGACAUCACCAAGGACGAGCUCUUCCGGAUGCUGCGCACGCGCAAGGACCCCAGGCAGAUAUUCUUCGGCCUGGCCCCCGGCUGGGUGGUGAACUUGGCCGAGAGGAAGGUCCUCAAGCCCACGGACGAGGACCUCCUCAAGUACUACAGCUCGUGAGCGCCCUCGGGGGCCGCGGGGGGCCGGAGGGAGCGUCUCCCGAGGCGUCGCUCCUUGUCCUCCUCCCCGAGUGGUGAUGGCUGGGGUCUCCUCUCCUUUCUCUCUGGUUUCCGUGUUUCUAGAAUCGACAUUGCUCUACGGGAAGCAGCGGGGGGCUGCCCCCGGGGGGGGGGGAGGGGGGCUGAACCUGGGUGGGUUCUCAGCAGAGAUACAGACCUGGGCGCGACCCUGGGCACCCCCUGUGGUCCCCUGAGCCCCGCUGGGAGUGGCCCCCGGGUGCAGAGCUGGAGGAAACCCGGGGCAUCGCCAGGUGUGGCCCAGAAAGAAAACAGUCGGAGAGGCUCAUUUGCUGCCAAGGGAAGACGGUACAUUCCGGAAUGUUUCUAGGCAGUUUUUAGAAUCCAGGUCCCAGCACUGCUGCGAAUUAGAGGGAGGGGGAUUGAUGCCGAGGCCUGCCCCCGGGUUAGAGUGCCCAGGGGCGACCCCUCCCAGCCGGAGGUGGGAUGAAGGCGACGGGAGGAGACCCCAUGCUGCCAAGGCCGUCACUCUGGAAGCUUGCUUUCUUCCAGGAGAAAGCUUAACCAUUUUCUUAUUUUUCUGGAAGAAGGCAAACAUUCUAAAUCUAACUGGUGCAGGUUUACUUGUGUCACGGGUAAAUGAGGAAUUUUGUCUUUCAUCUUAAUUGACUUUGAAACAAUUGUGCAUUGCUAGCGUGCGCACACCUGACGACGUGUAUGCAGUGGAAUCGGGGAUUCCUCGUGCAGUGCUCCCACCGUUGAAAUAAAAUGAUUCCUGCCCAUUGCUUU